GGAGACAUGGUGGAACUGAUGAGGUAGCUGAGUCAAAUGUUUACUUAGGUGGGUAAUGAAUAGUGCAAGAGCAUAGUAACAGAGAGGCUAAUACAAAGGAAACUUUAAAGAGAUGUUACGCUGGACAGCUUUGGCGUGGUCUUGUUUGCUGGUGUCAGAAAUGUAUGAAUUUAACUUAAUGGCAACUCCCCCUGAUGUCCAGCGUUCGGAAAAUCCGUACAGCCAACACAAAGUCACAUAUUCUAGGAGCUGCAAAGAAAUUCGUGACAACUAUGGCAUCACUCAAGAUGGCCUUUACUUCUUAACCUCCAGCAGUGGUGUCACUUACCAGACCUUCUGUGACAUGACCACCGCUGGUGGUGGCUGGACUCUGGUGGCCAGUGUCCAUGAGAACAACUUGUUUGGGAAGUGCACUGUGGGGGACCGCUGGUCCAGCCAGCAAGGAGACAACCCAAAUUUGCCUGAGGGAGAUGGCAGCUGGUCCAAUAAAGUCACCUUUGGCACAGCAGAGGCAGCAACUUCUGAUGACUUCAAGAAUCCAGGAUAUUAUGACAUAACUGCUGAGGAUGUGUCAAUAUGGCAUGUUCCCAACAACUCUCCUGUGAAUCAGUGGAAUAUGGCCGCCAUUCUGAGAUACCACACUUCAAGGAAAUUCUUAACACUUCAUGGAGGAAACCUUUACAACUUGUUCAAGAGCUAUCCUGUUAAAUACAAAGCUGGUGUCUGCAACAUCGACAAAGGACCAGUCAUUCCCAUUGAGUAUGAUUUUGGAAGCGAUGAAUCUGUCACUAACCUGUAUGGCCCGGCCCUCAACACUGAGUUUGAGCCAGGAUUCAUCUCAUUCAGAGUUUUCAACCACGAACAAGCUGCCAUGGCAAUAUGCUCUGGAGUCAAAGCUACUGGAUGCCACCUUGAACAUAUCUGUGUUGGAGGGGGUGGCCACUUCCCAGAGGGAGGGGGAAGACAAUGUGGAGAUUUCACAGCCUUUGACUGGGAUGGCUAUGGAACUCGCACUGGAGCAAGUGCAUCAAAGGAAGUGACAGAGGCUGCCAUGCUGAUCUUUUACCGCUAAGUCAAAGAUCUCAAAAAGAUUGAAACUUCCAUAUCUAGGUCAAUGUUUAUGGGUGACACUACAGACUAUUUUAUAGUGAUGCAUCUUUUUUGCACCUUGUCUGUCUUUUUAUUAACUGAUUCAAAUUUGAAUAAUCAAACUCUGUGGCUGCAUCACAUUUUUGUUGAUUGUUAUCACAUUUCAUUAUCCUAA
This is a messenger RNA of Megalops cyprinoides (Indo-Pacific tarpon), 1264 nucleotides long. Its product is annotated as intelectin-like. Gene Ontology annotation, molecular function: oligosaccharide binding. NCBI's taxonomy places the organism in Eukaryota, Metazoa, Chordata, Actinopteri, Elopiformes, Megalopidae. The transcript is spliced from 9 exons. The record is from RefSeq and is a predicted model, not a curated record. The coding region runs from base 113 to 1072 and encodes 319 amino acids.